AAAUUAUUGACGCAAACUGUAAUGAUGGAUGGAAAAGCUGAUAAAAGAAAACCGGUACCCUAUGCGGUUGAACCAUUAAGUCUAAGAUGCGAAUUUGAAGAAUGUUUUAUAGUUGAAGAAGAUGUUGAUAGUCUGAUUUCACAUUUGGUGUCAGAACACAUUAGCAAACUAACUGAUGGGGACUUACAUUGUCACUGGAAAGAUUGUGAGGGUUUUACAGAAUCUCUACCAGAGCUCAGAAGACACAUUUAUUUUCAUGCAUUCCACACUAAAAUCAAAUACCAUGGAUUCAAUCUUCAACUGCAGAAAAAAUUGCCUAACUGCUCAGCUAGCAUUCAUAGCCGCAACAUUGUGCCUGAACUUCCUGAUCCCUUGAUUUGUGGAUGGGUUGAUUGCUUGGUAGUAUAUGAAUGUGCUGAGCAUUAUUACCGUCAUGUGGAUUCUCAUGCAAAGUUUGACAGUAAAAAAAGUGAUAAGGGGCCUGCAAUUUGUUCAUGGGAAGGAUGUAACAGGACAUUCAAUGACCAGUAUAAAGUUAAAGAGCAUUUACGAUCUCAUACACAGGAGAAACUUAUUGCUUGCCCCACUUGUGGAGGGAUGUUUGCGUCAAGAACAAAAUUUUUUGACCAUAUUCAAAGGCAGAUGCCGAUUGAUGAAGCUGAAGACUCUUAUGUUUGUGAAUAUUGUUGUAGAAAGCUCUCAUCGGAACGGCUGCUUCGAGAUCACAUGAGACACCAUGUAAAUCAUUACAAAUGCCCAUACUGUGAUAUGACGUGCCCUACUCCUUCUGGUCUCAGAGUUCACAUGUCAUACAGACAUUCCGAAGUCAAACCACAUUCUUGCCCUUACUGUGAUUACAGGUGCAAAUCAGAAAAUGAUCUAAGAAAACAUCUCGAAUCCCAUAGUAUGGUUCCUACUUAUACAUGUCCUGUCGAAAACUGCUCCUAUGCUACCAGAUCUCAAACUUGCUUUAGUGUUCAUUGUAGAAAAAAGCAUUCGAAAAAAGGUCCUUUGAAAUAUGCCUGCCAUCUCUGUGAGAAGAUAUUUACUCGUGGAAACUACCUGACUAAACAUCUUUUGGGUGUGCAUAAAUUCCGUUGGCCUUCUGGUCACUGCAGAUUUCGAUACAACUUAAAUGAAGAUGGCUGUUUUCGACUUCAAACAGUCCGUUAUGAAAGCUUGGAACUUUCUGAAGCUAUGAUGAGUGAAAGUGCAGAAAAUGUUGAUAACCCUGAUGGGGUGGAAAGACCAGCAAUUGAAAAUGAGCCAAUACCCGAUAUCUAUUCUAAUGACAUUAAUAUUACUGAAUCACAAGUAUCUAAUAAGCAAGUUCUUCAUAGUUCUAACCCUGUUAUCAACGGAUCUGUUGUUGUCUGCAUGGAAGGAGGCAGGAAUAGCUUGAUUAAUUCAGAUUGUAAUGUUUCUGAAGAGGAACCUAUUUUGAUUAAAAUUUUGGAAGCUCCAGAAAUUAUGUCUCCUUGCAAUAAUGAAUUAUAUUUUAAUACCUCUAAUGCAGAACAGACUUUAAGCUUUGAGAACUCAAAUAUAGAAGUUUUGAACAGUUGUCAAAAAGGGGAAAUACUACUAGAAGCCUGCGAGGUCUUGCCACAUUAUGAAUCUAUGUAGUAUUGUGCCGAUUCUUUGUUAGAGUCAUGUAUUAUAACUGAUUGUAAUUAUAAUUUAUUACUGCUAUGUGAAAUUAGAAAAAUUUGUUGUAUAAAAUGAAACUUAUUUAUUGCAAGCCUCAAUUUAAAGAAUCAGGGUAUAAAGAGUAUAUAUCUGAGUUAAUAUGGGUAUGAAAAGAAUUUUUUUUAAACGUGAAAUAGUUACUUAUUUUUUGUAAAAAAGCUGUAUUGAUUCUGUUGUUGCAAGCAUAACUUGGAUUUAGUUAAAAAAAUUUUAUAAUUUUGAAAAUUACUUUGCUACAACUAUCAGAAAAAUGUAUCUAGCUAUUGCUGGAAAUUUUAUUCCCUUUGAAAGGAGUCCUUUAAUUUUAAAGUUCUUGAACUGUGGGAAAUUAUUCAAAAAGUAAAUAUAGUCUUAAAGAGUCUAAACAUUCAACCACUCUCCUGACCAAAUUUUCCAGAUAGUAAAAGGCAUGUUUAUUC
This is a messenger RNA of Parasteatoda tepidariorum (common house spider), 2108 nucleotides long. RefSeq names its product Histone H4 transcription factor (gene Hinfp). The record is from RefSeq and is a predicted model, not a curated record. Gene Ontology annotation, molecular function: DNA-binding transcription factor activity, RNA polymerase II-specific; RNA polymerase II cis-regulatory region sequence-specific DNA binding. Gene Ontology annotation, biological process: anatomical structure development; regulation of transcription by RNA polymerase II. NCBI's taxonomy places the organism in Eukaryota, Metazoa, Arthropoda, Arachnida, Araneae, Theridiidae.